AUGUCUUAUGAGGAUCAAGGUUGUUUGGCAUAAUUUGUCUUUGACAUCACGUUACUUAAGAAAUGACUUUUGAAGGUUUUGUAGAACUUGUCAAUGGGUUGUCGGGUUGCAGUAGCCAUAAGCGGAAGUCAGAAAUAGUUUCGAAUUUUGUUCACCAAGGCGUUAACGGUAACUACGAAUUUUGAAGUAAUAUUUAUUAUCUAGGUUCCUUACACAAUGAAACUGCUCUUGUUUUAAAACUGUUACUUCCUGCGAUAUCGUCUAGAAUUUAUAACAUAAAAGACAAGCAGUUGGUGAAUUAUUUCUCGGAUAUAUUUAUGAUCUCGCGGGAAGCGAUGCUUGAGGACCUAGAGAAAGUAUUCUUUGCCACCUUUUGAAAUAUUCUAUUCAGGGUGAUGUUGCAGCGACUUUGUGCAAGUUCUUUAUUCGGAGUAAACACAUAAGGCCAGCUGAUUGCUGCUCUGUCCUUCUGCGAACGGUAAGAUAAUUAUCUAUCAUUUCACUUGACGUAACAGUUCUGCGUCUUCACGCACUCCCAAUUGUCAUAUUUAAUGAACCAGUAGCCUCAUACAUAUUUUUAUAGCUUAAGCAGUACCUGCGCAACAUUCGAAGUUUAAGUUCCCCUACACCACCAUGGUAGUGCAGCUGCAGCUUCAACACACACAACCCGUGCUCUGAAGACAUCGUAUCCACUAAGCAUUACAUCGCCCUCAGAGAUUUAAAAGGCAAUUAGCUACACAAAAGUUGACUGAUAAACGAAAAGACACCACCAACGCUUUUGUUAUUUCCUUUACAGGAGCUUUUCGGGUUUAUUUGUGCCUCCAUUUAUUGUCCUGUGGUCUUUUUACCCACUUUAUUAGACAGUUACUGCCGUUUUCAGGUGGAUGCCUGGUUGGACGAUCUUGCUGAAGCAUCAGGAGGUGACCAGUAUACAAACCUACUUCGGCGAUGCAGCAAAUUAUUAACUGCCGACGAAUUUACUGUCUUCAUCCGUCUUAUCAAAAAGGACUUGCGAAUCUCGGCAGGUGCAAAACUAAUGUAAUUCCCGCUUAUUUGUGCGCGCGCCAAACCCUCGAUCGUCAUGCGCUUUCGUGUUGCAAAGUCGCACAUGUCAUUUCUCUCGUUACUCUGUCGAUUCCCCCGAUUUACUUGUCCGUGCCAACCCAAGUUUCUCGUGCUUGAUCUGAUGCCACGUGCUUUAUAAAGUGCCAUGUUGGCGAAAAUUAAUAGUUCUACCAACCUGUCGUCAUACCAACAAAAUUCUUAUCUCAGGCAAUAACUAAGACAAGUUGGUCGUUCACAAUGCGUUUCCAGCCGACCUUAUAUCGAUGCAGUAGUCAUAGAACGGACUAUUACCCAUUCCAUUCGGCCUAUUCCCAGUAGGAUAGUCAGGUUUUAGCUUGCAUAUUAUUUUAUUACUGCUAUAGGUUCACAUCCACUACCUACAGAUACUGGGAAUCUAAAUUUUCCGAACAGUUGCAGCAUACCCACUCCCUUGUGCUUUCGGUGGCAUUCAUAAUUACUUUUUUUGGUUCAUGUGGCCCUACGAAUGACUGCCUUUCCCUUUCGAUUGGGCUUUGGAAAGCUUCUUAGUGAACCAGAACCAUUAGACACACUAGGCGCACAGACGAAAAACUACGAGCCCGGACCUGCAUCGUUGGUUGGUGUUGACCACGUGCACUCAGGUCAUAAAUUAUCCACCACUAUGCAUAUAACCAAGUCGUUACCGUUGGUGAAGAGAGAAGACACAGCUGAAUGGUUCUGCUCCUUACCGACUACUUCCGUUCAUUGGAGACGCGUUCGGAAUGUUGAAACCGUCGCCUUCAUGAACUGACUGCUCAAUAUUAUCCUAAGUAUUCGAAUAUUCAACAGAGAGAAAGUGCUGAUCACCACAUUGCCGUCUCGGCCUAAAAGUCGAAUGGUAUCCCUCUUGGCUGCACGCAAGGGUACAACCUGAAACGCAUGAGCACGACCGUGGAAACCUUAGCAACAAUACCACGAAGACACAUGUCACGACAGUUCUUGCACAUACGUUUUUUUUCUUGAAAUUGACCUGCCGAUGACGUCCCUCUUGUCAACAGGCACAAAUUCAGUAUCCUCAAUCUUGAUCUGCAGGCCGCGUAAUCGAACUGCUAAUAAUACCCAGCGAAGUCCGUAGAUUUCCACUAGAAGACAGCCAUCGCCAUAUGAUUUGCUUCCCAGGGGUAAAUGGUAGGCUACAGUCGCUGCUGUGCCAGAAUGCCGGAACGUUUAGGGGACCAAGCGCUGCAUUAUGGUUGUCCCUGAUUACAGAAGUAGAUCGAUUACAGUUCGAGUCAGCCUCAAAAACGUCUGAACUCACCUAUCACCUUUGUUAUCUGAAACGUGUCCGAGAUCUCUCGGAUAGUCUUGCUGCAUAAUUUACUUCGGACCGCCGUGCUAUGCCUGUAGUAUCAGACCGUAAGUUUUUGAAGUUGGCGUGGUCGCGAGGGUGAGAAAUCCCCACACUAUCAGCCCUUGCAAUUGUUAGAUUAACACUUGAGCCAUUACGUUCUAAUCUUUGGAGCUGUUCCUUUCCGUCUGAAGGAUUCAGAGACACAACGGUCGUCAGUGCGAUGAAAUGCUUGGUAGCAGCCAUAAUGAAGCCCAUGAAAGGGAGGUGGUCCUUGAAAUAGCCAGACUUACAUCCAUUUCGAUCACACUGCUUCGGCUGGAUAAUGUCAUAGUUGUAGUUGAACCUCCAAUACCGUGACCUGAGACGCCCUCGCCGAUGAUUCCAACAGGGGGCAUUACAUGAGGGUCGAGUAUUAAACUUUUCCAGCCUGUUCGAGUGAGUAUGUUGUUCGUGUGCUUUUGGUUAUCGCCGUCAUUUGAGUGCUAAUUGACUAUACAUAGGUCCUUUGGAUUGUCGAAAAAAUAUAUCUUUAAGGACAAGUCAGUUCAGUCAAGCAGUAUUUAAUAGACGGCUUUCUACUGCAUACUAGCCAAGUUAUCGCUCUGCAAAUACGCCAUGUUUCCCCAUUUCGACAUUUCGGUCCUUGAAACCCCAGGAACUUAACACAUUGGGAAUAGUCCAUCUUUUAUCUACAGUUCGUCACGAGAAGUCUCCUCAAGUGUUAAACAUCACUUCUGACGUUAACUACAGUCUCCCAGACUUCCGGACUGUCAUCACUUCCAAGUGCCUAUCUGAAGCUUUACUGUGAUUGCUCUGGGCGAUUGCGGCACCAUGUUAACCCGUGCGUAACAAUUGGCACCGUCAGAAUUUCGUAUGAUAGCCGGUUUGUCAGACCCCAGUUCUUCUCAUCUUGAUGGAAUUGCUGGGGAUGGUACGCGACAAUCUAUCCACUGGACACGAGUCUGCUUAUCUCACAGCUAGUUCUCCUUGACGGUCACUCCACUAUCUACCAUCCCUAGAUGACCCGGUAAUCAGACCAACAGACGCACCCCCUCCACUCGAAAGACCGAUAUCACAGUAGCUUACUUGUCCCCUUUUGCUGAUAAUUUAGUCUGUAUACUUUUUUUCCUCUAGAGACCAAACAUCUUAUUUAUGUCUGGAGAAACUGAACCGUGCAGGAAACACACCCAAAACCUAACUCAUGUUCUCCCUUCCAUUUCAGUCUCUGUGGUCUCGACCCAAAGGCUUAUGAAGCGUUCCAGGCAUCACGGGACCUGGAGUUGGUGGUGAAAAAAUUAAAGGAAAGAAGUUUUCCCAACAGAGCGUCAACUUCUUCGGGCGGAAGGCCUAAGCUCUCUCGCCCCUUGUCUAUUAGCAUAAAACUCAUGACCCCGGUGCUGCCCAUGCUCGCCGAACCGUGUCGUUCUGCGGAGAUCGUCCUACAGAAGGGUCAUAAGGGAGGCGGCCUUCUUGUCGAAAUCAAAUACGAUGGUGAGCGCAUUCAGGUGCACAAGAAAGGAACUCAUUUUGCCUACUUUUCACGCAGCCUCAAACCCGUUCCCACACACAAGGUGCGUAUCUAAUGUGCUUGAAGACACUUUUAAGGAGAUAUUUUUACAUAUCGAAUGGAAACUAGGCUCGUGUUAGCUUUGACCCGCUUUUCUUGCAAUACGAGCUGCCGGUUUGUUCUUACUUGCUACAACCCAUUUAACUUCGUCGUAUUGUAGGUCAAGCACCUGAAGGAAUUCCUUCCAGUGGCCUUUCCAUCAGCCAACGAUCUAAUUAUCGAUUCCGAAGUGCUACUUUUAGACACGCAAACAAAAAAACCACUGCCGUUCGGCACACUGGGCGUUCAUAAAGUGAGUUAUCUUCGCAUUUCCCUUCUACCCACUACCCAUGCUUGUGGCUUUGGUAAACAUAGUUGCACUUUCAACGAUGCAUUUUGUGACUCGAGUUACUCCUCCCCGUCAUAUCGGCCGGUCUCCGUCGCGAGUUUUACUAGCCUCCUGAAUUUCAAGUACUUUCUGAGUGCAGUUACUUUCAUCCCGUCGGUUUGCCUUUCUUAUUUCGUCCGGAUUAUUGACAACUCCCCUGCGCCUCCAUCGUUUUUGUGUGUCGAACGAAGCUGAGAACUGCUACCCGUUGGCCGUGGGUUGAGUAUAUGCAAAGACACGUCUUUGCAUAUACCGAAGCCUAGCAUCGUCCUAAGAGAGAAUAACCGGCCUACAGUCGCUUGUGUCUGGAGUCCUGAACUACACCGUAACUAUCCCCUUGAAACGCCUUUUACUGAAGCCCAUUUUUCCAUUGGGGUCUCGUGGCUCAGUCACAUUUCGCAAGUACGAGUGGCUAGGGCGGUCGGGAACGUAAAAAUCACUUUUGCCAAACAUUUCCUACGCGUAAGAAGGGGAGUAAUUUAAAUGCUUGAGGCAGACAUUCUGUUUAGCUUGUUACUUUCGAGCAAGUGUUUAAGAGUCUAACCCUCACUAUACAUUCAAUUUAUAACGAAUUUCUGUGCUUUUCCAGCGAACUGCUUUCAAGGAUGCCACCGUGUGCCUUUUCGUUUUCGACUGCCUUUACUUCAAUGGAAGGAGUCUCCUCAACGAGUGAGCUUGCUGCCUUGUUGACCAGUUUGUAAUUAUUAAGCCACUGUUGGCCAUGCCGCGUGACCAGUAGUCAGGCGAAAAAGAGGGCAUGCCUUUUUUCGUGUCCAGCAGUUAUUGAUACUAAGGGAACAAAGACUCUACAAACCAGAUUUCCCGUGCAUUUUCGCAAGUAAAAAAAUGAGAGAUAAAAUUUCUUCUUAACUUCGCUGGGGAAGUGAACCAGCAUCCAGGCGAUGGCAAAGAUCGGCAGAUGACAUGCUUGAUCUCACUGGCCCUACUCUUAUAAAUUAUUCUAAAUAAUCAGCCUCUUGGCAUUUUCUAAGCUCCUCCUUCUUGCAAUGCUUUUGCACAGCGUUUUGCCUUAUAUUGUGCAUUUUCUGAUUGCCUGAGGCUGUUAAUUAUUUUUAGAAACCUUGUACUGUCGCCCGAAGGUCUUUAGUUUGCCAAACUUUCUAUCCUGCUGAUGUACCUUUCGUCUAUCUAAUGUUUGCCUCCCCAGUAGCUGUAGCACAUGUCCUAUAGUCGAAAUGUGAUUGCGUCAUUUAUUGUGCUGUCGCUACAGACCCAUCCGCAAGCGGCGCGAAAUCUUGGAAGCCAACAUGACAGUUGUUCCGGACCGCAUACUACUGUCUGAAAAACAUGAUGUUUCGGUGAGUGUCCUCUGACCGUUUUCUGGUUUUGCCUCAUCGGUACCAGUCACUUAUUAAAAGAAACCCUACUCCUAGCUAACGUGAUUAUUUUGGCAGUUCGUUGCAGCAGUUUCCAUGUUAGCCUUUGUCACCCCCUUUAGACCGGUCAGCAGCUCAAUCGCCAAUGGCAGAAUCCUGUUUUUUUACUUGUGGUCUGUGACAAACUUUUAGACGGUCGGCGUAGCCUAAAGUACAACCUUCUCUCACCCUUCUUAGGGCGUCCACUCUCAUCUUAGUCUACAUUUUGUGCCCCUUGCUGUGCAUCCGCGGUUAUUGUGGUGUUACCUUUUCACAGUUGGGUCAUAGGGAAUCCUUUCCUUCUAUCUCAUUCACCCCUUCCAUGGCUACUAAAAUGUGUGGGUCGAUCCGGGCCUCGUCUCUAGUGAUGUUUCCACUUAACCAUGGAAAUCAUUGCACACUUGGGCCCUUCAGUGUCCAGACGCAGUUAAACUGUCUCCUUUUGUCAAACCAGUAAAACAACGACCUCAUUAGCAAAUAAAGGAAUGUGCAGCCGACGACAGUUGUGACCCGAUCGAUCUUUAUUAUUGCCGAUUCCCGAACGGUUUGCUGGCUGCAAAAUCGUAUGCUGCGGAUACCUACACGGCUUACUGCAUGUUUAGCUCCGUUUAUUGAAUCUGGCGCAGGGAAGAAAAAGAACGCAAACGGCAGGGGAGAGCUGCUAGCGAACGAAAACGUCCCCCCCCCCUUGAUUUCGCUCCAGAUGACUUCAGGUAUCCAGUUAUGGGCCUUGAUAUUUCCUUCCUAGUUGACUACAAAGCAUGCCGAACAUAGCCUUUACGGGAGAAUCUCUGAAGUGGUUACUUAUCCGUCUUCCUAACUGAGAUACGGCUCCUUCCGCGAGAGCUUUAUUCCUCAAGAGCUUGCCUUUAUUUCCAAGUUGUGUGCUUCUGUUUUCCACGAUCUGGCACGCAGAGCCAUCUGGAUGACUAGACCUCGGUCAUUAUUUUCCCACCAUUCUCAAAAUGUUUACUGUUCAGUAACGGAAGGGUGGACCUUGGGUGUAGGAGUAAACAGAAUCUGGAUGUAGCACGGGGUAAAUAUACGCCUAUAUUUCGAAAUAUAUAAGUUUUCAAUGGAAGACAUCAGCAUCAUCGUUCGCAGGUGAACAGUGCGGAUUUCGUCAUGAUUGAGCCCAACGGGCAAGUCGAACACUCUUCUUUGUCUUCAGAGGGGGAAAGCGAUGUCUAUUGACGUCCUCAUUAAGUAGUACGAGUACACACGGGUGGAAAUUCGGUCUCAGCUGCCUAAACAGUCAGUUUCUUGUGGUAAGACGGAUUUCCAUUGGUAACUAGAGAGGGAGAAGCAGUUGUUUAGUUUCAGAAGUCCGCCGUUCUCGUCGCGACCUUAAGCAAUGAUUUGAAGAUUUAUUCCUUGCUUGACUAAAGCACCACCACUGCCCUAUCUGAUGUUUUGAGCAGGAUUUCUCCGAAAUUUCAACCAUAUUUGCGUCUAGUAUGCCAAACUUUGCAGUAUAUCAGGUGCAUCACUCAGAUCCGGACUCGGAUCCUUGACUUUCAGUAUCCAGUCAUAACAUUAAUUAGCCCCGUCUGUAGUCCGUUAGUUGCUAAAUUUUAUUUGCCUCGAAAAAGGUUUUGUCUGACAGUAAAAUCGGCAGACUCUUAUGAUGCUCCAUUGCCAGUUUUACAUUUGGGCCUGCUUCUCCCGAGCUAGUUCCAUGCUUCGCCGUUGUCGGAAUUCUUUCUCAGGGCCGACUUCAUUUGCCUCGUAUCCUAUUUCAUUUGCAGCCUCUGCGACAGCUCACGAAUCCAGAACUCCACAUGAAGGUAUUUCCUGCUGCCGAUGGCCCGCCAUUAAUGUAUGCACUGGGUCGCUUGAACUGUGACUGGGUUUAGUUUCCACGCCGGUCGUGGUUGGCAGAUGGGGCUGUUUUGGUUAGCAACCUCAAGAAACAUCCUCCUCCUUCAUCCCGUUAACUUUUGCAGUGUAAAGUGGUCGAACGUGGGGCUGCAACCUUCGAUCUUGCUACCUAAUUCUACCCGUUUCUACCUCGUUUCACAGACAAAAGACGACCUGAACACGCUGAUGGCCCAUGUCUUCUCUGAGGGCCUUGAGGGCCUGGUUCUCAAACCACUUGACGUAAGAGUGUGCUGCAUUUACUUCUGUUUGGUGCUUUCGGCGUGCCGUGACCUGACGACCAUUUUUCCACAUGCCCAUUUAGAGUGUUUACGAGCCCGGCAAACGCCACUGGAUGAAAAUCAAGAAGGACUAUCUUGGUGAGGGCUCUAUGGCAGAUUCAGCUGAUCUCAUCGUCCUUGGCGCCUACUUUGGGACUGGCAAUAAGGGUGAGUGCCCUCCCCUAUAGAAAACUUGCGAAAUGUCUUCGCGGGCGAGAUGUCAAUGACACUUCAAGCAGCUUUGGAAUUAGAUAAUAUCUUCCCCCGUAGAAUGCACACCGAAUGGAUAGGAAAAGAGAGAGAGGAGGGUGUAAGUCCAACUCCAGAUCGAUACGAAAGACAUCGCAAGGGGUUUAAUGCAACUGCGGCAUCAGCGAGCCUUGUCUUUUUUGGGGCAUAGGAGGGUUGUAUCAGAAACCUCAACGGACGCCUUAUUGCAUAUUGGACUGCAACCUAACGGAUUCGUCCGAAGCCCAAUUUGGAUAAGAUGAGGUCAGCACUCGGACAAACUGCGGCAGAGCUCUUGAAAGGGCUGAAAUUUCUUUCCGGCGGGCCAAAUCGAUUCCGGAACCUUGCACAUAAUUAUUUUGAAAAUCUAGCGAGGAAAAGGGGCGCCUGGCGCUCCUAAAUCUCACGGUCGGUAGGUGUUUAAAACAAUGAGAAAUUCGGACUUGUAUUGUUGCUACUAUUUUCGAUUCGGUAGGUUGGAUUAAUGAGGCUCACCGUCUUUGCGCUUUUGGGUCGGAGUCCCUACACGCAACAUUUCAAUCACAAGCAUCCUCUUUACGACGUGCCAUUCUUCCCAACCUAGAAGCGUCCCAAUGCUUUCAAUGUUAAGGCAAGCACAUUUUAGACCGACGCAUCUUCUCCCGGCCACCAUCGUUAUCUAUUUGGUGGAGUGGUGUUACGAUUUUGGGUUGACGCACUACCCGACGUGUUGCCCUCAUCCUGCGUUCGGCAUGUCCCAACUCCUAACCAUUUGUUUUAGUGCUGACAUGCAACGUUGGAUCAAUUUUGGAUCGGCACCUUUCUAGCCCAGUUACCACCGUCGUCCGUCUGGAAUGGUGUUCUUACACAUUACUAGUGGUUUUGCAGUCUGGGUCUCCUUAAUACAGCCCUUAUAACAUUUCCCACUCCUACGGCAUCCUGGCCUGUUAUACGCAAAAUACUGCGUCAGUGAGAUUUAGAUACUAAUGAGUAUGGGUCAUUAUCUCGAAUUAAUUCAUAGCAGGAGCAUUCUGGCCUUUGAUCAUGUACCAUUCGAGUCACCGGCGUAAAUCAGAUUUCGGAAAGAGCUCCGGUCACCCAGAGCUCAUUUUGUUAGAAUUGCGUCUUCUUUGAAUUGUAUGUUUGGGUAAAGGGGUUAUUUAGGUCUUGAAAAAUGUUUACCGAUUGCGUAACUGGCAGUUAUUUGAUGUUUCGGACUACGGGCAAUCAUGACGUUCGCUAUUUCCUCAACUUUGUAGCAUCAAAAUGACUGCUGCUUAAUUUUUUUCCUAGAGAAUGACAAAUUCAGUCUAAGCAGUUUACUAAUUACUGUAUAUUUUUAGGCAGUUAGCGUUUUCCCUUAGACGGUAACUUGCGAAACACCAUGCUAAAUCUUUUCUAUAGGGUAUGUUCGAUUAACUGUUCAUUUGCCUAUGAUUUGCCCUCCUGGUACUCAAAGUGCCGCUAUACAUAGUUGAGCUAUUCGGUAUAAUUAGUAAACCUGGAACACAGAAAUAAUCAUCCCUGUCUUCAAAACUCCCAUGAUCACAAACUGUCUGCAAAUAGAACAGAGGCACAAUUUUUCACUGACAUUCGAUUACACCGAUCCCGUCCUGGAUUCCUGCCGAAAGUCAUUUCAGUCCUUCGGUCGUUUCUGUGAGACGUGCCUGCUACAGCCCUGCACAGACCCCUUAGCUAAAUUCCGACGGGCAGCCAAUAUGCUUGUCAUCCUUUCAGUUCUGUCUCCCGAAAUUCUGACCGGGAGCAAUCACCGGCCCGAUUUAUCGGAGUGGUGUUACUAAAAUUUGGAAUAAAUGUUCCAUGAUGCAUUAAAUCUGCUUUAUGCCCCGACUUUUGGCCCGAAUAACUGUCUGACGCAAUUAACCUCCUUGACUGGAGUUCAGCAUCUGCGGGAAUCGAAAAAAAUGCAUAGUGCAGGCCAUUUAGGUAGGUUCUUUUGGUCGGGCCAUAAUUUAGCUGAUAACUGAACAUACCCUCUAUCGUAAGCCCGUCUGCCGCUCUAUAAGAAUUGACUCGCGUUUAUCUUCCCUAGUUAUAGGUUUCACGAUACCACAUGAGCAAGCUUUUCCGUUUUGGGAUCAUAUAGAUAGGUUUUGGUCAAUGUUUAUGCGCUUUGAUGCAUGUCGCAGGUCUGCGAAGACGUGAUCAGGAAUUUUAAUACGGUCAGUAAACAAGCGUUCUGGGAAAUCUUGACAAGGCUGCGUGUCCCUUCAUUUUCACGCAUCCCUGCCACGGCUAAUUUGUCUACCUUUUCGAAUGCAGAAAAGCCUGCGUAGUCCCGCUGUGUGCAAACAGCAUAGCUCAAGGAUACAUGCUAGCUCUCGUGUUCAUCAUGCUUUUAUUUAACCGUGUUCUUUCCAGUUCAUAUAGGCCUUUUGUGCUCACACCAUGACUGAAUUACGGGUCCGACAGGUUGAUUAUCGUGCUAAAUUACGACCUCGAAACGUCAAUAUUAGGUCAUUCGGGACUGGCGUGCUCCAGGUCAUCUUAGCACUAAGACGGAACUGUGUAUUUCUGUUCUGCCUGGCAGCUGGGGCCCACAGCCUGCACAGACGGUCACCUGGCGACCAGCAAUGAAUAAUUAAGAAGUUUUGCCGACGAGGACAUGCCUUCGGAGUGACCUUUUUUAGUUUAGUUGCCAGUACUGCCGAACAUCAGGCUGCAAGUUCGAGGUCUUAAAUAAACCAGAACUGGCCUAUCGUUUGUUGACAAAAAUGAUCUCUAAUGUGAAUUGUAUUUAGUUUAUUUGCUGUUCCAGGAAAUAUUUUCCCCUCCUCACACCAGUAGGUAUUUUCCGCAACUUUUACUGCGUAGUUCUGUUCCCCUCUCUCACCUGGGCUGUUCGGUUCUAAUCAGAAGCCUUGCUCACCGAUUGUUGUCUGGAAAACUCUCUUUUUGCAGGUGGUCUGAUGUCGGUCUUCCUUAUGGGUGCCUACGAUCCGAACAGUGGACAGUUCUGCACAGUCACCAAAUGCGGAAACGGUCUCGACGACAGAACUUUGCUCAGGCUACAAAAAGAAUUCAAAAUGAUCAAAAUAUCUAAAGUUUGUUUGCAUAUUUUUUGCAUCCCUACUACUUUAACCUUUAGGAUUAUUACAAAGUACCCCGCUGGUUGAAUGUCUCGCGAUCUCUGGUACCGGACUUUGUCGUUGCUGAUCCCAAGGUCAGUGCAUUCGUCCAUGCCAUUGCCCCCUACAAUGCUGUACACCACUAAUUUCUGACAUAACUGUUUUGGCCUAUCUCCUCUUCAGUUCUUAGCGGUUUGUCAGCUUCGCCUACUCUUCAUCUUCAGUGGGGUCAGGAGGUUUGAGCUGAUUCGUAGCACCGAAACAGCCUUACUUACACCAAACCCGCUUAUUUUUUCGGUAUUGAGCUCGGCUUGAUUGGAAUUUGACGCGGUCCGACAUUUCUAACAAAUAAGGUACUUUAUUAAGGUGAUGUAUUUGAAGUUGGAAAUUCACGCCGCAUACGGUGUCACCGUUUCAAGCCUGAGGAAUUCGACUACCAGGCUUUAGAGAUCGUUACCGCAUCUCCCAAGAAAACAGUGUUGCUCCUGUGCCACCCACAAGUUCGCGUGGAAAUGUAUUUACUUUUGGGCAGUACGAUGAGGGCGAGGUGUUAUCGACAAAGACAGGAACGUUGGAAAGGUCAUUUUGGCUUAUUAGCCGUCUUCGCUAUGCCACCACCUACGUAGACUAUCGGUCCUCGGCUGUAAGAUAAAACCGGGUCUUUGGCAUUCUGCUUCCCAAACAGGAGGCAUCGGUGCCCUCCGCUGUCAUGUGACCUUGAGAUGGCCUGACUCACUAUCCGACUUUCAACAAGUGACGCAAGCAUCCCGGGCUUACCCAGAUCCUCUGUUCCUACUUAAAACCGUCAUUUUGUCUAGCCAAUUGCUUCACUUCUUGAGUUCUCUUUUUGUUUCAUAACUGCCUUUAUGGCUCCUUUAAAUAUAGUUUCUCCUGAGCGAUACAGAAUGCACCUUGACUCACUUUUGCUCUGAAUGUUUCAGUGGGAGUGCAGUGCUUGAGUCCUUCACCCUUCUGUCUCCAUUCUACUAUAGCAAUCCCAGGUCUGGGAAAUCACCGGAACAGAGUUCACUCGAGCUGGAGAUCACACCGCUGGGGCUGACGAUACCGGUGCAAAAGGAAUUUCCAUUCGUUUUCCCCGGGUCACCAAGCUUCGCGCCGACAAAUCAUGGAAAGAGGCUACCGAUGUGGUGCGUCUAGAGGCCUUGAUGCAGACCUCUGCCUCGUUCUCUGAUUGGAUUGAGAAGCUUGACAGUCUCUCUCUGCCGAAAACCGGCAAACGUCCAGCCUCCUCCAACUCCACCGACCCUACCCCGCGCAAGGCAGGUUUUGCCACCUCCUGAUGUUAGAUAAAAUUGUCAAUCCUAGGGUAAGAUUCUUUGUACUGAAUUCACUUCCGUGAUGUUUUGCUCCACCCAUUUAGAAGCCCCUUCUGAAACGUAUACCUCCGCCAACUGAAAUGACGUUCAACCAUCUUCGCUCCAUUUUUGAGGGGUUUGCCAUCUCCGUGUCCCUAGAGGUAUCCAGCCAGCCGGAGUUUAACAUGCUUCGCCGCAGGUUAAUAGCCUGUGGCGCCACACUCUCAUUGUCUGAAGACAGCGACUCCACCGACAAACCCUGUACACAUGUCAUCGUAGCGGAUGGCCAGCAGCUUCCACAGGUGAUUUUUUCGUUUAUCGAAGAUUACUCGACACGUUACUUCUUGCCAAAGCUGAUCCACAGAGAGGGCUUCCCUUUACAUUAACUGAACGAGUUGAAAAAGUCUCUCAAAAAGUGAGCGAUUGUUUGCUGGCUCGCUAUUCUUUUAUCUCACGCUACUGUUUUUCUGCCUUAGAAUCUCAAACAAACUCCGAUCACAGUGGACUGGAUCAACCAAUCGAUAUGGCAGUCCAAAUUGUUGCCGUUGCCUGUCUUUUCAUGA
Messenger RNA from Spirometra erinaceieuropaei, 12997 nucleotides. Lineage: Eukaryota; Metazoa; Platyhelminthes; Cestoda; Diphyllobothriidea; Diphyllobothriidae. The record is from the annotation of a GenBank genome assembly.